AUGGUGAAAAGCCAACAGUAUUUCGUUCUCAGGAUCGAUGACGGGAGAGGGAAGUAUGCGUUUAUCGGGCUAGGGUUCGCUGAGAGGAACGAAGCGUUUGAUUUCAAUGUGGCGUUAUCGGAUCAUGAAAAGUACGUUAGGAGGGAGAAAGAGAAGGAGACCGGAGAGACGAGUGAGAGCGAUAAUCAUAUCGAUAUACAUCCCGCCGUUAAUCACAGAUUGAAGGAAGGUGAAACCAUAAGAAUCAACGUGAAACCCAAACCAACAACAAAUGGCACUGGGAUGCUCUCAGCUGCUCUUUCAGGAACCGGGAAGCCAAAACCACUAGCACUUGCGCCACCUCCCAAAGCUGCUGGAGUAACCAGGUCUCCUUUACCGCCACCACCAAACGAUCCCGUCGCGUCAAGGAUUGCAUCUGAUGGCUGCAAAGAUUCUAUUGAUAAUACAAGACGCAGGAACGAGCCUCUAUCUGAUCUAACUCAGCUUAAGAAGAAUCUUCCUUCAACGGCGGGAUCAGGAUCGACCAAGUCAACAGGAGCUGCAUCAGGUUGGGCAGCUUUCUGAUCAAUGGAGUGUAAAAUUUUAAGUUGGUUGGUGGACAAGUCCGUCCGGCUUCAUCUUCUUGUGACUUGAGAGCAUGAGACAAUGGUGAAAAGCCAACAGUCUUUUUGAUGUAUGUUACUGGUAAGUUUGAUGUUGUGUUUCUUUGUAAUCCCAUACUCCCUCUGUUUUAUUUUUCUUUCUUCCUUCCCUUACAAUCAUCUUUGUUACAUUAUCAAAUUAUCACUAAUCAUUAUCAUCUGGGCCACUGAGAUAUUAAUAUAUUAAAA
Messenger RNA from Camelina sativa (false flax), 830 nucleotides. The record is from RefSeq and is a predicted model, not a curated record. NCBI's taxonomy places the organism in Eukaryota, Viridiplantae, Streptophyta, Magnoliopsida, Brassicales, Brassicaceae.